AUGAAAUACGUCCGACAGCACGCUCACAAGUUUACAUGCGGUCGCGUUUCCGGCUACAAAGCCGCCUACACGCUGCCCGUGUUUGUGACGGUGGUGAUCAUUUCGCUGUGGAUCAAUACAUGCCACUUGCAAUGCCUUGGACUUGCACACGUCGUGCUGCUGACGAAAUUGGUAUUUCUGUUGGCCGUGCACGAAUUGCUUCGACCCUUUUGUCUCUCGUUCAGGGACGUCUGUAUCUUGACAGCUCAUGUUGGUUCAGCAGCUAAUGUAGCCAUACUGCAGUUCGUCAGACGAGGGUUGCACCCAAAGUUCUUAGAGUGGACAAUCUGGUAUGAAUGGUUCCAGGCCAUCGCAUUUGCUGCUGGUCAACGGAACGGUGGCCACAUUCUAAAGAUGCCCAAUGCACUAGCAUUCCGACGCAAUUUCGAACUCAUUGGACGGUUGAUGGGGGCGUGGGCAUGCUUACGUCAUGGCAACGAACUUGAGAGCUUCCGUUACAACGGACUUGAGCAUCUGUGGUUACGUUCUAGAUCCAACAACAAGAAGACAACAAACAACAAGAGACGGAUCGUCCAGAGCCAACUUCGAGCUGUUUGUCAAGAGUCUGAUUCUUCCAUGGACGUACAGAUCUUGCUGGCGAACUAUCGAAAGCUGCCUGAGGUCUCACCUCGAAACAUCAUUAUUGCUGGUGACAGCGCUGGUGGUGGUUUGGUGCUUGCUACACUACUGAGACUACGUCGAACAGGACGCGAGAUGCCUCUUGCAGCAUUGUGCAGUUGUCCAUACGCAGACUUGUCGUCCGACGUUGUCGUGUCAGAGCAUUGCUACAUUUCCAAGUCCAUGUUGGAUGCUAUCCGAGACUUGUGUGUCCAGACAACUCCGAGGUCUUUGUGGUGUGAAGGUGCCAUGUUGCAGACAGAUUUACGUGGACUACCUCCGCUGUUCAUCCAGACAGCAGAGUUCGACAUUUUACACAAACAAUCACUCCAACUUGCCAAGAACGCCCAAUCUGGUGGUGUGCACGUGGAAUUGGACGUUCAUGAGCACAUGCCUCACGUCUUCACUCUCUUCCCUCACUUCAUCAUGCCACAGUCGUCGGUGGGUAUUGAAAGACUCGCUGCUUUUGUCUUACGGCAGGUAACAGCUUAUCAAGUACCUGUCCAACUACCGAUGGCAGCUCCAGCAUUCUGA
This is a messenger RNA of Peronospora belbahrii, 1191 nucleotides long. The record is from the annotation of a GenBank genome assembly. Lineage: Eukaryota; Oomycota; Peronosporomycetes; Peronosporales; Peronosporaceae.